CGCCGGAAACAGCUGCUGCUUUUAUUAAUUUUAUACUAAUUCUUCGUCUCUCUCCGACACUUUGGACGGCCUAUACUCCCCUUCUUCGUCUAACACCGACGGGCGACGACGAAGAGGGGCUCAAUCGGAGAGAAUGCGGAGAGGCGGAGGCCGUCCGGAGCUCGAUUAGACUACCCAAGUCCCGGCUGGUGCUGCCAGAACAAUUCAUUGGUUCCUCUAAGCAGGAAUUAGUUUUUUUCCCCAGUUUUUGGGAAAUUGCGACAUGAAUCUCUAGCCUGAUUUUUCCCACUCCGGUUCCAGUAGAGUUUUACUUCUGCUAUCAAGAAUGAAAUAUUAGAAUCAGUCUGAUCUACAUCUUCUGUGGCACUACCGAGAUACUGAUUCUCCCACCUUGAAAUCAAAUAUUGGAGCCAUGGUUCUUGGUCUCCGGUCAAAGCAAAAGAAGGGCACUUCAUUUCUUGUGGACUGCAUCAUCCACAUCCAUGAAAUAAAACCAUGGCCACCAUCCCAGUCCCUGAAAUCCCUGCGCUCUGUGGUCCUGCAUUGGGAGAAUGGGGACCGCCAUUCUGGGUCCACUAGCAUUGUCACCCCUAACCUCGGAUCAGGUGCUGCAGAAGGGAAGAUAGAAUUUAAUGAAUCCUUCAAGCUUCAAGUCACAUUGUUAAAAGAAGGUUCAGGCAAAAGUAAUGAUAAAGGUGCAUUUCAGAAGAAUGCACUUGAGUUCAACUUGUACGAACCCAGGAGGGAUAAGUCUAAAGGGCAGCAUUUGGGCUGUGCAAUAAUCGACUUGGCAGAGUACAACAUAGCUAAAGAAACUGUGGCCGCUGGCAUCCCAGUAACCAGCAAGAGAAGCUUCAGGAACACAAUGCCACCAAUGCUAUAUGUUAAGAUCCAACCCAUAGACGAUGCAAACAUGGGUUCUACAUCAGGAGCGAGUCUCUCAAAGGAGGUAUCAAUAGAUAAGGAUGUGAAGGAAUCAGUGUCAGACUUGAUGAAUGAGGAGUACGCCGAUGAAGCUGAAAUUGCAUCCUUCACUGAUGAUGAUGUCUCUUCGCUUUCAUCUCUUGACCACUCUUCAUCUGCUCAAGAGGUCAAAGCAGAUACCUUGCUUCAUGGUAACCCAGAAGAGAACAAGAAUGUGCCCGAGAUAGUGAAAUCAAAUGGAGUGGCGAGUGAUUCUGAAUCCAAAUUAUGUUUGCCAUCUUCGCCUGCAAAAUUGGAGUUGGAGUUAACAGAAACAUCCCAUCUAAAGGAUGCUGUCCAUGAUCAAAAUGAAACUUUGGUCAAGUCUCAAUCACUAGGCUCUUUAAGCAAUACUGAGUGGCUAGAAAAUAUCGAUGAGACCUAUACUAAGUCAGAAACUAAUUUGUUGCUCAGCAUGAAAUCAGAUAACAUAAGCACUGUAGCAUGUUCAUCUUCAACUCACAAAAUUCCAGAGGAAGAAAUUAGUUAUAGCAGAACAAAAGAUGCUACAGUUGGGAAUUCUAUGAUUCAGGAAGUUGAAAAAAAAUCAAUAGGCUGCAAUAACAGAGAAAAUAUUGCAGAAGAAUAUGUACAUGCAGAAGAUAAUAGUCUAAUCACGAAAAAAGUUGAAUCUUCUAAUUUUGCACCUCAGACAAAAGAGUCUAACAUAUCUGAAUCAGAGAAAAAUAUAAAGCAGACUGGGAAAUCACAGGAAAGUAGAAAGGUUUCAGAGGAAGACUUGGAUGAGCAUGAUAAGGAUAACAUUUCCAAAGAGAAGCAAAUGGGAUCAGUAAACGGUACCAAAAUUCAUGGUGAUCAUCUUACUGUUAGUCAAACUAUGAAUGAGGCCCUUGAAAAUCCUAUUGAUACAACUGCAAGCAUAGAACAUAUCGCUGACAUUCAGCAAGGAGAAAUUAAGCAAAGUACUGGGACUCUGUCGACUGAUUCAGCCUCUUCUAGCUGUAGAUCUCUUGGUGAGAGGCAUCAUAGUAGUUCGUUUAAUACUGAAAGGUUGAGGACUAUGAAGCUUUCCGUAAGAUCACCCCCACGCUCGAUGGGAAGCAUAACAUAUGGUGCUAAUGACCAGGAUAAAGAAUAUGUUAAAGAAGUUGAUAUCCAAGAAGAUGUGUCUAAUAAUGGCACAAAUUCUGGCACUGAUGAUGGAAGGGAUGACAAUGAAAGUACAAGCUCAGGUUCAAGUAAAGUGAACCAAUUUCCUAGAAGAAAUGGGAGAAGCUUUUACAAUGACAAAGUCCAUGAGUUGGAGCUCAGAGUCAAGUUACUUGAAGCAGAGCUGAGAGAAGCUGCUGCCAUAGAGAUAGCCCUUUAUUCUACCAUGGCUGAACAUGGGAGUUCGUCACAUAAAGUUCACACUCCUGCUAGAAGGCUUUCAAGGAUGUAUAAUCAUGCUUCAAGACAAUGGCCAAUUGAAAGGAUCACAAGUGCUGCUAGGAGUAUUGCAUCAGGACUAGCCUUGGUUGCAAAAGCAUGUGGAAAUGAUGUGCCAAGGUUGACUUUUUGGUUAUCAAACACAAUUGUUCUAAGAGCCAUAGUGACAGAAACAGUCAAGUUCCCAGACACUAAGCAGUCUGCUACUACCCGCCUCAGAUAUAAUGGAUCUGUGAAGUUACCUAAGAGCAAACCUUCACCUUUGAAAUGGGAAUCUAUUUCUCGUAACAAUGAGCAAUUUUCUUUGUCUGGAGACUGGAAUGACCCAGCUACCUUCAUUUCAGCACUGGAAAAGAUUGAAAGCUGGAUAUUCUCCCGAACAAUUGAAUAUGUAUGGUGGCAGAUUUUCACUCCCUGUAUGCAGUCUAGCCAUGUAGGUGGCGGACAGUUGUUAGGAUCAUACUCGAGCAAAAGCUUUGGUAAGAUGCCAAGCAUGGGUGAUCCACAAGCAAAUGUGUCCUUAAAAAUUUGGAAGAAAGCUUUCAAGGACGCUUCUAAACAACUUUGCCCUCUUAGGAGUGAAGGGCUUGAGUGUGGAUGCUUGCCUAUGUUAUCUAGAAUGGUCAUGGAACAAUGUGUGGCAAGACUUGAUGUGGCUAUGUUCAAUGCUAUUUUACGUGAAUCAGAUGACAACAUCCCUACAGAUCCAAUGUCAGAUCCCAUCAGUGAUUCCAAGGUUCUGCCUAUCCCUACUGGAGGAUUAAGCUUUGGUUCUGGAGCUCAACUUAAAAAUGCCGUUGGGAAUUGGUCUAGAUUACUGACUGACCUGUUUGGUAUGGAUGUGGAUGAAUCUCAUGCUGAUGGCAACAGUCUAGUCGACAGGAUAACAGUUACAAAAUCAUUUAAAACCUUCCAUUUACUGAAUGCACUUAGUGAUCUUCUAAUGCUUCCAAAGGAUAUGCUUUUAGAAAAGUCAAUCAGAAUAGAGGCAUGCGCAAUAUUUAGUCCAAAUGUGAUCUACCAUAUUCUUGAUAGAUUUCUACCAGAUGAAUUUUGUCCAGAUCCAGUUCCUAAUGCUGUCCUUCAAGCACUGGAAUCUGAGGAAUAUGCUGACAGUAGCCAGGAGGAGAUAAAAAAUAUUCUUUGUAACGCAUCUCCUGUAAUCUAUUCUCCACCAUCAAUUAUCUCCAUCAAGAGCUUCAUUGAAGAGCUACGAGCCACCUCACUUACAAGGACUCAGUCAUCUGUUGUCCGAAAAUGUCACACAAGCGAUGAUGAGCUAGAGGAAUUGGAUUCACCACUAUCUUCCAUCACGGACAAGUCCUUCAGUCCUAGAUUUGAUAACAAAGCAAAUGACAACUUCAGUUCUAUCAGAUACCAGUUGCUCCGUGAGGUUUGGAGAAUGGAUGAUUAGUCACUUAUUCUUGAAUUUGUUUGUUUUCUUUUUGGCAUUGCGUUUUGUAUGUAUAAUUGCAGAAAAUAAAGUCCUCAAGUGUAUACUUUUUUUUAUUAACUUGAGUCGCAUAGGGAUGCAUGAUUCCUUUAAA
This is a messenger RNA of Zingiber officinale, 3899 nucleotides long. RefSeq lists its product as uncharacterized. The record is from RefSeq and is a predicted model, not a curated record. The transcript has 9 exons. Gene Ontology annotation, cellular component: nuclear pore. Bases 413 to 3766 code for a protein of 1117 amino acids. Lineage: Eukaryota; Viridiplantae; Streptophyta; Magnoliopsida; Zingiberales; Zingiberaceae.